AUGCCCAGAGAAGUCUUACAAUAUGAUAGUCUCAAGACUGUUUUACAGUAUAUAAAAGCUAACAAAAGACUUCAUCUUUCCCAAUUUAUUCCAUCAAUCCGUUUUGCCGAGAAAGCCGUGCCUCUCAAAAUCGACUAUCUUCAGUUCACUGAUCUUGGAGUUAAUAUCAACUCCACAACCUAUCAACUGAGUCUCUAUAGAGACUUUCAUCAAGGGGAAGAAGUCGUCGACCCCUUCCAAAAGGAGAACGAUAUGGGCGGUGUCCAAAAUGAUCUGGAUCAGUUCGGUUUCUUAGUUCCAAUAAAUAGGACGGACGUGGUACCAGGAGAAAUCGUUUUCGGAGAUGUUGUCCAUCAAAAUCGUAAUUUCGCACCAAAUUUUCACCCUUCGUUUCCGUGGUCUUACCAACAAAACGAUGAGCGAAUGAGACGAUACUAUGAGAACUGUCUAAAGAUAUACCAAAUAGCGUUGAUGAGACGUUUAGAGCAAGGAGAUCCAGAAAGAGAAGAAACUCCUGCACAUUCGUUUCCAGUAUUGGUCAGAUUGUUUUCGGAGGACGAACUGCUUGCAAUGGCUGGUCCAGUUUACCAAGAACUAACCGAGGAAGAGUUAGAACGGAAACUAGUCCUUCUCAAUCAAACGCCAACCCGGUCACUGGAGAUGUUAAUCACUCGUUUUCGCUAUUGUCUCCAGCCGUUUGAAUGCCGACAUAACAAUAAACCACUCCCCUUCACACCACUCAUCCAACUCACUAUCAAAAGAGAAGGCCAAGAAAAACGAAUCGAAAGGUAUCCAUACACAAUGAAACUGCACGAAACAAUGAGGAAACUCAUCCGAAUGAUGUUUGAAGGACGGAAUUCAAUUGUAAACGUUCAAAAAUUCUGCUUCUGGUGUAGACACAUAGUGCUCCGAAUUCCUGAAGGAUUGAAGAUCCGAGUAAGAGAUUUGAGAUUAAAUGAAAAUAUGAAUGGACGCCUUGAAGCUUCGAGCAACAUAAUUGAUGAAUCGAGUUACCCUCUUGAAGCACUCACCAUUGUCAACAUGAUUCAAGAAGAUGAAAUUGAUCCCUUUGCUCAUCCUGUUUUAACGAGUGUCCCGAGACUUACUUUGGAGGGAUUUAAGCCAGAGGAUAUGACUCGUCUAUUGAACCUAACAAACGACAAAGUCACUUUCAAAUAUUCUACGGGUCCCCGAGCUUUCACUGUUGAUGAUCUUAUUUCAUUCGUUCAAAAUAUUCUUGCAGCUGGAUCUCCGGUAGGAGUUUGUAGAUCAUUCAAAGUGCGGGAUAAGGCUUUAGCCAUACAUUUCUUAAAUCUGGUAGUGGAACAGUUCAAUGGAAUCAGAAGAUACAGAGCUGCCAGAAUCCCAAUGGGAAAUAAUUCUAUCCUCGAAAUGUUUUACAAAGAUACUCUCUCAAGUGUUCGAGAAGACCGUCCACAAAUUACGAGGUGGUACGUUUCAAUGACUGUUGUGGCGCCUUGA
Messenger RNA from Caenorhabditis remanei, 1482 nucleotides. RefSeq lists its product as uncharacterized. The transcript is spliced from 3 exons. Lineage: Eukaryota; Metazoa; Nematoda; Chromadorea; Rhabditida; Rhabditidae. The coding region runs from base 1 to 1482 and encodes 493 amino acids. The record is from RefSeq and is a predicted model, not a curated record.